Messenger RNA from Cebus imitator (Panamanian white-faced capuchin), 3380 nucleotides. It is a transcript of the gene ZNF853, whose product is annotated as zinc finger protein 853. Gene Ontology annotation, cellular component: nucleus. Gene Ontology annotation, molecular function: RNA polymerase II cis-regulatory region sequence-specific DNA binding; DNA-binding transcription factor activity, RNA polymerase II-specific. The record is from RefSeq and is a predicted model, not a curated record. Gene Ontology annotation, biological process: regulation of transcription by RNA polymerase II. The coding region runs from base 166 to 2067 and encodes 633 amino acids. Lineage: Eukaryota; Metazoa; Chordata; Mammalia; Primates; Cebidae. The transcript is spliced from 3 exons.
GCUCUUUCUGGAUGGAGGCGUCUCCGGAAGGAGCCGGCUGCACGCCGUGGCCUUCACCUCGCAGCCUCUGCUGACCACACCUCCCCUAGCGCAGAGGCUGCCCCGUGAGCAGGAAAUGCUCCACCAGCACAGCCGACUCCCGGGAAUCCGGGUCUGACUGCCAGGAUGGAGGUGGGGCCAGCCACUGAGACCUUCGUGCUGGAACUUCGAUGUCUUCAAGAUGGGGGCCCAGGGCCUGACACCCUCUCAGGUGGCAGUGGUGGGAGCGAGAGUCAGGAGGAGGAAGAGCCUCAGGAGGGGAGCAGCAGUCCACAGCGGCCAGCAGUCUCAGCCCUGGUGGGGGCCAGUGAAAUCGCUGAGGAAGCCCAGCCAGGACAGCGGGAGUUGCCACUGCAGCAGUCAGAACAGCAGUCCGAGCUGCAGCAGCAGCGUGAGCAGCUUCAACAGCCACAGCCACACCCAGAACUGCAGCAGCAGCAGCAAGAUGGGCACCAGCAGCUGUCUCAACUACAGGAAAAACACCUAUCCAUGCACCAUCAGGAACUGAAACCAGAACUGCAGCUAAUGUACCAGCAGCAACAGCCACAGCCACAGCCAGUGCAAGAGCAGCAGCAGGAGCAGUUGCAGCUGCAGCAAGCACAGGAGCCACAGGUGUUGCAGCAGCAGGAACAGCUACAGCAGCAAGUGCAAGAGCAACAGCUGCUGCAGCAACAGCAGGAACAGCUAUGGCAGCAAGUGCAAACGCAACAGCUGCUGCAGCAGCAGCAGCAGGAACAGUUACAACAGCAAGUGCAGCCACUGCUGCUGCAGCAGCAGGAACAGCUACGGCAGCAAGUGCAAGAGCAACAGCUGCUGCAGCAACAGCAGGAACAGUUACAACAGCAGCAGCUGCUACAGCAGCAGGAACAAUUACAGCAGCAACAGUUCCAACAGCAGCAGGAACAGCUGAAGCAGCAGCAGCAACAGCAGCAGGAACAAUUGCAACAGCAACAGCUGCAGCCUCCUCCCUUGGAGCCCGAGGAGGAGGAAGAGGUGGAGUUGGAGCUCAUGCCGGUGGACCUGGGGUCAGAACAGGAGCUGGAGCAGCAGCGGCAGGAGCUGGAGCGGCAGCAGGAGCUGGAGCGGCAGCAGGAGCAGCGGCAGCUGCAGCUCAAAUUGCAGGAGCAGCUGCAGCAGCUGGAGCAACAGCUGGAGCAGCAGCAGCAGCUGGAGCAGCAGCAGCUGGAGCAGCAGGAGGUGCAGCUGGAGCUGACCCCGGUGGAGCUGGGCGCCCAGCAGCAAGAGGUGCAGCUGGAGCUAACCCCGGUGCAGCCGGAGCUACAGCUUGAACUUGUGCCAGCCGCAGGAGGCGGCGGAGCGGCGGUCCCCGGGGCUCCAGCCGCGGUCGUGGUAGCCCCUCCGGGCUACGUGGUGCUGCAGGAGCUCAUGGUGCUGCCCGCCGUGGCCGCGCCGGCAGUAGUGGCCAUCCCAGGCCCAGCGGGCAGUGCAGCGCUGACCCCCGCGCGGCAGCGGCGGCGACGGCGCGCCCGAGACCGGCCGACCAUCUGCGGGGAGUGUGGCAAGGGCUUCAGCCGCAGCACUGACCUGGUGCGCCACCAGGCCACGCACACGGGCGAGCGGCCACACCGUUGCGGUGAGUGCGGCAAGGGCUUCUCGCAGCACUCGAACCUGGUGACACACCAGCGCAUCCACACCGGUGAGAAACCCUACGCCUGCUCCUACUGCGCCAAGCGCUUCAGCGAGAGCUCAGCACUCGUGCAGCACCAGCGCACGCACACGGGGGAACGACCCUACGCCUGCGGGGACUGCGGCAAACGCUUUAGCGUCUCCUCCAACCUGCUGCGCCACCGGCGCACGCACUCGGGCGAGCGGCCCUACGUGUGUGAGGACUGCGGCGAGCGCUUCCGACACAAGGUGCAGAUCCGCCGCCACGAGCGCCAGCUGCACGGCGCGGGCCGCUCCCGGGGCCUUGGCCUGCUGCGCGCCUCACGGCCCGCGGCCCUCGGCGGCCCGGUCCGCGCGGACCAGGCCGCAGCGGCCACUGCGCCCCCAGACAAGGCGCUGUGAGGCCAUGAUCAGGGCUGCCUGGUCGGAAGGGGAUCCCCCACCCGCCUCCACCUGAAAAGCUCCUCGACCCGGGUUCGUGGGCGCUGGAGGCAUCCUGGAAUAUCCCUGGAAUAAAAGGCUUCCAUCCUCAUCAUCAUUCCCGGAUUCCCUGAGAAAUACUAAGGUUCACAGAUUGGCCGCCAGAAAAAGAAAAAAAGAACAUCCGCCAAAAGAGAAGCAGACUGGGGCUGAAACAGCACGCGGGACACGUUUCUCUGCCCUUUGAGGGGCCUGCCAAAAAUUUCCCCCCUGGGAAAACUGGACUUAUUACAAAAGAGGAAAAACUCCCAGUGGCGAGACAGUGAAUGACACUGGACGAAGACAGGACACCUACCAGGGAAUCAAAGAUGUGGUGAGACACACACGGAAAAGCUUCAAUCCUGGUGAAAAUGAUCCCAAGGAGAUACUCGGGGAGAAAGCAAACUUGUUUGCACUAUGUAGAAACUGAUCAAGUCAUUGAAUCGUCCUCGGGGGCAUUUGCCUUGAAAAUACUUUUUAAGAUGAAAAUUCAUCAGGGUGGGUAUAAUUCUGAUGAAAACGCCUGUGUUCAUCAACACAGGGUCAGACUAUUCACGGGGUCAAUGUGCAAAUCGAAGCCAGGAAGUCCUGCUCUGGGUGGAAGGUGGAACCUUCCCUCCAGGGAACCAGGGGCUCUGGCGGGCUUUGGAGGCAGGUUCUUGGCCUUUGCUGCCAUGUCCCCCAGUCCCCCCAGUCCCCAUUAAUGUCCUCUUGAAUAAGAGCCUGUGGCUGAAGCAGAGGGCAUUCUGGGAGAGCUCUCCAAAGUCUGGAAGGAGGGUCCCCCAGAAGGAGCUCUGGGGUAGCCUCACUGUGGCCCCCGGACUCCACCAGCUUCGUGCUUCUCAGAUGCCGCCCAGGGGUGGGCAUGGGGAGACUGGGGCAUAUUUCUCCUGUGUCAGGCUAUGGGGGUUUGGAGCGCUGCCUGAGCAGACCCUGCCCCGUGGCUGGGGCUGGGGGAAGAAUGUCUGGGACAAGGAUUGGGAGCAAUGCUCUUUAUCACGUUUACCAAAUCGUCUGAGGCAGGGGCUGUGAGCAGCAGCAGUUGCUGGUGCCUUGUGGGAAGGUGGUGUGGGGAGGAGGCCACCUGCCACCUCUGCCUCCAGUCACUUCCUGCUCCACCUGACUCUUCACGUGUGGCUGCUUAAUUCCUGCCCCUCUCUCCCCAGCUGCUUCUCCUUUACUAACACACCUGCUACAUUUUACACAUGUGUUGGUAAGUGAGAAACAGAAACAAAAAAUAAAAUACAGAAAUACAA